Molecule: messenger RNA, 411 nt
Organism: Fomitopsis serialis
Lineage: Eukaryota; Fungi; Basidiomycota; Agaricomycetes; Polyporales; Fomitopsidaceae
Exons: 2
Coding region: 1-411 (136 amino acids)
Source: RefSeq, a predicted model, not a curated record
AUGGCAUCCGCAAAGGGCCCGUACAACCUUCCGCCCGGUGAGCGCGGCGUCGACAACCUCACGUACAACCCCAUGGCAGACGCCAGCCCCGAUAACGCCGCGUACGAGGGCACCAAUGACGAUUUCCAUUCCGUCGGCGCCCGCGGUGCGGACAACCAGCCCUCCUUCCGCGACGCCGGCAAGGAAGACCUCGAGACCGAAAGGUCCGAUGCGACGGGUAGAAUUCCUCGCAGCGAAGUCAACGAGCUGUUGGAUUCCGCCACUAGCGACGAGCGCAACGCCCAGGGACGCACGCGCGGUAAUAAGGUCGACGCAUUCAGGCAGGAGAGAGACCUCGACAGGGCAUUCGACGAGAGCGGCGUCGCUGACGCUGAUCAGGACAUCGAGGUCGGCGCGACUACUGGACGCUGA